AUGUCCCACGAUACUACUACAAGCAUGCCAAAACGUCGAGUAUUGGUAAUUGGAUCAGGUGGUGUCGGGACGAUGGUCAGCGUCGCCCUCGAAAGAUCUGGACGGGCAUCUGUCACUUCUGUUCUCCGAUCCAAUUAUGAGCAGGUUGUGAAGCACGGAUUCGAAAUCGAGUCUAUCGACCAUGGGAAACUAUCAUCAUGGAGACCAACCGCACUUGUCAAUGCUGUCCCCCUAGCUGACCCCAACACCCCAUUUGACUAUGUGAUUGUCACAAUGAAGAACAUCCGCGAAGUGAACAACAUCCCGAAGAUUAUAGCUCCAGCCAUAACCCCAGAUUAUACAACAAUCGUCCUAUUCCAAAAUGGACUGUAUAUCGAACCACCCAUCAUCGCAGCAUUCCCUUCGAACGUGGUAUUAUCAGCGCCGAGCUUCAUCGGUGCACAUGAGCACAAUGGCCAUGUGGUCCACGACGACCACGACAACUUCCACAUCGGCGCAUUCCACAACCCAUCCGCGGACGCAGCAUUCGAGCGUGCCAAGCUCGAAGAGUUCGCGAAAAUCUAUAACGCAAGCAAAGUCGUCGAUGCGGAGGUUGUCGAUGAUAUCAUAUUUUAUCGCUGGCGGAAGGUGAUCUGGAAUGGCAUUUUUAAUCCUAUGUGCGCUAUCACUCAGCUUGACUGUGCUGCGGUUCGACGAUUCGGCGGCGAGCAUAGUUUGAUUAGACCGGGUAUGGCGGAGAUGGCGGCCAUUGCGAAGGCGGAUGGGUAUGAUCUCGGGCCCGGGAUUGUAGAUGAGAUGAUGGAUAUCACGCCGAUCGAGUUGUGUUUCCGGCCGAGUAUGUUGGUCGACGUGGAUAAGGGAAAUCCGAUGGAGGUGGAGGUUAUUCUGGGGAAUGCUUUGCGUGUUGCGAGGGAGAAGGGUGUGAACACACCGAUCUUGGAUAAUACGUACCGGUUUUUGAAGCUCACUCAGGCACGGCUGUUGGCUGCGAGGGGAUUAAUUGUUGAGCCGAAGGAAAUCCCAAAAGUAGAUCUGAUAUAG
Penicillium vulpinum is the source of this 1041-nucleotide messenger RNA. RefSeq names its product ketopantoate reductase family protein. Lineage: Eukaryota; Fungi; Ascomycota; Eurotiomycetes; Eurotiales; Aspergillaceae. The record is from RefSeq and is a predicted model, not a curated record. Gene Ontology annotation, biological process: pantothenate biosynthetic process. The coding region runs from base 1 to 1041 and encodes 346 amino acids. Gene Ontology annotation, molecular function: 2-dehydropantoate 2-reductase activity. Gene Ontology annotation, cellular component: cytoplasm. The transcript has 2 exons.